Messenger RNA from Maniola jurtina (meadow brown), 2381 nucleotides. RefSeq names its product uridine-cytidine kinase (gene Uck). Gene Ontology annotation, cellular component: cytosol; cytoplasm. Gene Ontology annotation, molecular function: ATP binding; kinase activity. The transcript has 6 exons. NCBI's taxonomy places the organism in Eukaryota, Metazoa, Arthropoda, Insecta, Lepidoptera, Nymphalidae. The record is from RefSeq and is a predicted model, not a curated record. The coding region runs from base 16 to 897 and encodes 293 amino acids.
AAACAGUCAAAUAAAAUGUCAAUGUCACUAAUCUUCAAAAAAAGUCGAAUUGCCGUGAGUUGUGGUAUUUUAGGUGUAAGAAUAUCCCGUAGAUUUAUUUUUACGCACAAAAUGAGUGUUAAACAGGCACAAUUUGCCGAUACCAAUGGCUUCGAGAGCAAAACUCCGUUUUUGAUCGGUGUGGCGGGCGGCACGGCGAGUGGCAAGUCAACAGUAUGCCAGCGCAUAAUGGAGAAGCUGGGUCAACAGCACAAAGAACAAACAGAGAGGCGAGUUGUGUGCAUCAGCCAAGACUCCUUCUACCGCACACUGACUCCCUCAGAGAGACUCCGAGCUGAACGUGGACAAUUCAACUUUGACCAUCCAGAUGCUUUUGAUGAUAAGAAGCUCUUGACAAUACUGAAAGAUAUACUCGCUGGAAAGAAGGUGGAAGUGCCAGAGUAUGAUUAUAUCACUAAUUCUAUAAGCCACCGCUCACACACCAUCUACCCAGCAGACGUGGUUCUGAUUGAAGGCAUUCUAGUGUUCUACUUUCCUGAAGUCAGAGACCUGUUCCACAUGAAGCUGUUUGUUGACACUGACUCUGACACUAGGCUGGCAAGGCGAGUGCCGCGGGACAUAAUGGAGCGAGGCCGCGACCUGGAACAGGUUCUGAACCAGUACAUGAACUUCGUCAAGCCGGCCUUCGAGGAGUUCUGUCUGCCGACCAAAAAGUUUGCUGACGUCAUCAUACCGCGCGGCGCGGAUAAUUUAGUUGCCAUAGACCUGAUAGUGCAGCACAUAUCGGAAUACCUCAAGAAGAGCGCUCCAGAUAAGUUCAGUCUGCAGUGCCCGCCGCUGUCGCCGCCCGCGCCCGCCAGCCCGCAGCGGAGCGGGAAGAGCGGCCGACCGCACUAAACUACUAUUGACUAUUUAUUAUUUAUUUCAUUAAUGUGUGGAAGAAGGAUAAACGGAGGUACUCGUUAGGGUCUGCACAGACGAGGAACUAUUGUCCGCGGAGGACAAAAGUCCGUGGUCUACUAUUGACUAUUUAUUUCAUUAAUGUAUGGAGGAAGGAUGAACGGAGUUACUCGUUAAGGCCAUACAGUCGAGGGACUACUGUCCGCGGAGGACAAAAGUACGUCGUCUUUUACUACGAUUUUUCGGCGUACUAUUAGUGCCGCCACACACUUAGCCACCGGUGGCGACGACUAGUGGCUGCCACAAGUUGCGUAUGAGAUUUUUCAUACAUUUUGUGUGGCGUAGGUGCCAACUGAUGGCAGCGGAAGUGGUUUUUUUGGUUUCUCGGGAUGGAUAUGUGGACUUUAGUGACGAGUUAUCUUUUUGGCUGUUUAGAUUAAUUGUCAGUGGCAGCGAUUGUGAUGCUUUUCUCUUAACUAAAUUUAGAGUAUCUGCAUCUUUUUCUUUUUAAUAUUGCUAAAAAAGGACGGAAAAUGAUGAUUAAAGAUUUAAAGACUAUAUAAAUUAUCAUCACGUCUGGCACCUAAAUGCGAUGCACGAUCCACGAUGGGGAUGCGAAUACUCUAAACUUUAGUUGCACUCAGAAUCAGUACCAGUAUGUGAUCAUUAACACGUUUUAUGAAUGACUAUUUUCAGGUUAUUGUAGAGAGUAUGGUUAGGUAUGAAAAUGUGGUACUAAAGUACCUACAGAAUGCGUCACGAAAGUAGAAAAGUACUCGGUUCUAAAGUAGGUGCGGUGUUGUGGGUCGGAAAGCGCUACUUCAUCAUUACCAACCGAUGGAUGUCCAAAAAGCGCACCUCAAAAUAUGACCUGCUGCUCAUAAUGCAAGGGAAAAUAAAGGGCAGGCGUAGACCUGGCCGUAGACGAACAUCCUGGCUCAAAAACCUUCGCCAGUGGUUUAACAUGAGUACAAGGUCACUGUUUAGCGGUGAACAAGAUCCAGUUAGCCUUAUUGAUUGCCAACCUCCGAUAGGAGAUGGCACUAGAAGAAGAAGAAGGAUGUCCACUGCUGGACACAGGCCUCUUGUAGGGAGUUCCACACGCCAAGGUCUUGCGCGGCUGAAUCCAGCGGCUCCCUGCGACUUGUUUGACUUCGUCUGUUCACAAAGUGGGGAAGUCUUUACUAAGUACUUAGCAUAAGCGUUACUUAAACUAAGAAUUUGCUUCGCUCUCUGCACCGCACCGUAGAUAGUUGAUACUAUAAAAUUGACUAUUGAAACACGUAGGUCAAAUAUUUUCAAAAAUACCUACCUAAAAUAAUUGGUGUCAAAAUGUAUUUCAACUUACGUGACACGAGCUGUACUCAUGGUUGCAUCAUUUGAGGCUAAUUCGGAUAUAAUGUAGACAAAAUUUAUUAAAAAAAUGUACCCUUUUGGUUAGCCAUAAGUUCACAAAUAUAAUAAUUAUGUUUGGAAACAUU